This is a messenger RNA of Aphidius gifuensis, 2132 nucleotides long. Its product is annotated as mediator of RNA polymerase II transcription subunit 13-like. The transcript is spliced from 3 exons. Gene Ontology annotation, molecular function: hydroxyisourate hydrolase activity. Bases 220 to 1905 code for a protein of 561 amino acids. Lineage: Eukaryota; Metazoa; Arthropoda; Insecta; Hymenoptera; Braconidae. Gene Ontology annotation, biological process: purine nucleobase metabolic process. The record is from RefSeq and is a predicted model, not a curated record.
ACGAAAAUCGGCCAUUUUACUCUCUAGAGCAUAGGGAGUUGGCCACGUUUACUAGCCUAGUAUUUCAUUUAAUAAAUAUUUUCAAGAUUAAAAAAAAAAAAAAAACUAUUUAGUGAUUUUAUAUGUGCUUAUAAUUUGGGAAUUUCAUAGUUAUUCAAUAGAGUGUUUUUUCCCUUGAUUAAAUAUAUUUAUUUGAAUUUACGAAAUAAUAAAUUUUCAAUGAUAAAAAUGGAAACAGAAAUACAAGAUAUUAUUAUUGAUGGUAGCACAAUGAUAGCUGGUGAAAUAUAUACACCACAAAAAUUAACACCAACUGGUAAAAUAAGCCAUGCUAAAACAAGAGUUUACACUCAACGUUAUAGAAAAGAGUGGGAAGAAAGUCCCGAAUUUAAAGGAUGGUUAACAUCAGUAGAAAAUGAACCAACUCGUGCUCUAUGUAAAUAUUGUGAUAAAAAUCUUCAUGCUCAUCGUUUAUCAUUAUUAAAACAUACAUGCACAUUGAAACAUACACGUGCAACAUUAUUACAUGCUGAAAAUUUAAAGAAAAGAAAAUUAAAAGCAAAAGCAAGAACAAUUAAAACUGAAAAUCCAAUGAUGUUAAUUGAAGAAGUUGACUUGGGUACAUUAAAAAGAAGUAUGUCUGGUGAUGAGGAAGAAGAAGAAGUAGCAGAAACAGAUGAACUUGUUUUUGAUGAAGAAAGAUUAGAUGAUGAAGAUGAUGGUGACAUGGAUGUUGAUGGUGGUAUUGAUAUUCUUGAUGAUGAUGACGAAGAUGAUGGUACACAAAAUAAUGAUGAUUCCCAAAAUAUUGAUGACAUGCAAUUAGAAAUACAUGAUGAAAAUGAUGAAAAUUCUGAUUCUUGUGUAUUACGUGUUGAAUCAGAAGAUGAUGAUAAUAAUAAUGAUGAUAAUAAUGAUAAGAUAAUGAUUGAUAAAUCAAAAAUUAAAACAGAAAUUAUACAUACUGAUACAUUGGCACAGGCAAUGGCAGAUGUACAUGGUAUUACUGAUAAUGAUGAAGAAAUAAGUGACAAUAUUCAUGCUGUUAUUGACCAUGAUAUUGAUGAUAAUACAACAUUAUUAAAUGAUGAAAAUACAACAAUUUUAUCUGAUCAUAAUGUUACCAAUGAAACAACAGUAUCAACAUCAUCACCAGUUAAAUCAAGUGAUGAUAACAAUUCUAUUACAAAUAAAACAAAUCAAGAUAAUAAAAAAUCAACAAAUAAUGAUAAAAAAAUUGAUACAAAAGUAAUUAAAAAAAUAUUAACAAAAACAAAAGGUGGUAUGCAAUUUCAACGAUUUUCAUUUAAUGGAAAAACAUAUAAUUUUCCAUCUGGACAAUUGGCACCAAAUACACAAUUGUUAUUAGCAAAUGCAAUUAAUAAAAAUAAUAUAACAUCAAUAACAUUACCAGCUUCAUCAAAAACAGGUUGUUUACGUCCAAUUGCACCAAAAGUUAAUAAACCAAUAUUUGUCACAACACCAGUUAGUUCUUCGUCAAGUAAAAUAUUAACAAAACAAAUUAAUACUAUUAAAAGAAAUAAUGAUAUUGGAAAUACUAUUGAAUUUUUAACAACUCAUGUUGUUGACACAAGCAAAGGUAUUCCAGCAAAUAGUAUGCGUAUUUGUUUGUACAAAUUAACUGAUGGACGUUGGAGUUUUGUCAAUGAAAGUAUAACAACAGCAAGUGGUAACUGCAUAGAUAUUGGAAAAACAAUAAAACCAUCUGCUGGACGUUAUAAACUACAAUUUGAUACUGAAAAAUAUUUUUCAGCUAAAAGAGUUGAAACAUUGUAUCCAUUUGUUGAAAUUGUAGUUGAUGUUAAAAAUCCAAAUAGUAAUUAUCAUUUAGAAUUGUCUGUUAGUCCAUUUGGAUAUUCAACUUGCAGAGGAAAUAGCAGAUAAUUUAAACAUAUUUUGUUUAUUUUUUGUCAGUUAAAUUAAUAGUGUUUAUUAUAUGAUAGAUUAAUUUUGAGAAAUAAAUUCUUUUGCUUUUUGUUUUUAUUAUUCUAACUGAUUAGUAAUUACAUUUAAUUAUUAGUAUAAAAAUGCUAUUGUAAAUUAAAAUAAUUCUUUAAAUAUUUAAGUAUUUUUGUAAAAAUAAAUAAUUCAUUGAUAAAUAAAUACUUAAA